UUGACAUUUUCAUCCAAAAUCGUUUACUUCGUGAAAAAUCUAGACACAAACGCUGCUUAUAAUAUAUUAAAUUAGUUUUAAUAAAUAAAAACAAAAUAAGGCAAACAUGCCUAAAUAUUAUUGCGAUUACUGUGACACCUAUUUAACACACGAUUCUCCUUCGGUGCGUAAAACCCACUGUACGGGCCGCAAACAUCGUGAUAAUGUUAAAUUUUACUAUCAAAAAUGGAUGGAGGAACAAGCACAACAUUUAAUUGACGCCACUACUGCUGCUUUCAAGGCAGGAAAGAUUACACAAAAUCCAUUUGCCGGUGGACCACCUAAACCAGGUGGUGUGGCGAUACCACCGCCACCAAAUAUGGCAGUACCCCCUCGACCGGGUAUGAUGCCGCCCGGUAUGCCAGGAGGUCCGGGCAUGCCACCAAUGAUGAUGGGACCUCAUGGAGCUAUACCACCACCUAUGAUGGGUAUGCGUCCUCCACCUAUGAUGGGUCCUAUGGGUAUGAUGGGACCACCACCACCGCUAGGUACUUUAGCCGGGGUACGACCACCAAUAAUGAAUGGACCGCCACCAAAAUAACAGGAGGUUAAUACCGGAAUCGGAGGAGCUCACAACGCCGGAAAGACUUGAUAAGGAUGAUGCGCAUAAUUGAAUAUUGUCGUCUCGUUUCUGUCUGUCUUAAGUAAUUUUAACUUAGGUUCGAAUUAAGUUUAGUAUUUACAUUUUCUAAUACUUACUUUGUAAAUGAGUUCAAAAAUAUGCAGUUUUAAUGAGAACUAUCUAUAAAAUAAACAUUUUGACUUGUAUUUACAAACGUAAAAA
Lucilia cuprina (Australian sheep blowfly) is the source of this 823-nucleotide messenger RNA. It is a transcript of the gene snRNP-U1-C, whose product is annotated as U1 small nuclear ribonucleoprotein C. Gene Ontology annotation, cellular component: U1 snRNP; nucleus. Bases 107 to 580 code for a protein of 157 amino acids. NCBI's taxonomy places the organism in Eukaryota, Metazoa, Arthropoda, Insecta, Diptera, Calliphoridae. The record is from RefSeq and is a predicted model, not a curated record. Gene Ontology annotation, biological process: spliceosomal snRNP assembly; mRNA splicing, via spliceosome; mRNA 5'-splice site recognition. Gene Ontology annotation, molecular function: zinc ion binding; pre-mRNA 5'-splice site binding. The transcript has a single exon.